Hipposideros armiger (great roundleaf bat) is the source of this 2655-nucleotide messenger RNA. It is a transcript of the gene TRMT1L, whose product is annotated as tRNA methyltransferase 1L. Gene Ontology annotation, biological process: tRNA N2-guanine methylation. Gene Ontology annotation, molecular function: RNA binding; tRNA (guanine) methyltransferase activity. Lineage: Eukaryota; Metazoa; Chordata; Mammalia; Chiroptera; Hipposideridae. The coding region runs from base 247 to 2445 and encodes 732 amino acids. The transcript has 16 exons. The record is from RefSeq and is a predicted model, not a curated record. Gene Ontology annotation, cellular component: nucleus.
GUGGCGUCGUAAUGCCUCGGGGAAAGGGAAACUGAUGGGACUGCGAAUCGCUGCCUCUGGCUUUUUAUUUCUCUGCUGACAGGAUUUGGUCACUGGUUCUCCAUCUUUUGUCUGUUGCACGCAUCCCGUCCCCCCAUUUGCUUUCCCACUCCUUGGAUCCAGCCCUCUGGGAAUUCACGCCAGUUCUCUGACCCCGCCGUGAGCCCCUCCUGGUCCCGGGGCGGGCCUGGCACGGAGGCGGUAACUAUGGAGAAUAUGGCGGAGGAGGAGCUGCUACCCCAGGAGAUGGAGGAGGUCGCGGUGGCCCAGGUCCAGGUCCCGACCCCGGCCCCGGACUCAGCUCGGGUCCCAGCUCCGGCCCCGGAUACGGCCCCGGCCCCGGACUCGGCUCCAACCCCAGCCCCUGCCCCGGCUCAGGCUCCGGCCCUGUCCCCGUCCCUAGCCUCUGCCCCUGACGAGGCUGAAAGCAAGAGACACAUCUCAAUUCAAAGGCAGCUUGCUGAUCUAGAGAAAUUGGCUUUUGUAACUGAAGGGGACUUUGACUCGGCCAGUUCAUUGAACUCAGAUAAUCUUGAUGCAGGAAACAAACAGGCUUGUCCAUUGUGCCCUAAGGAAAAAUUCAGAGCUUGUAAUAGCCAUAAGCUUCGUCGUCACCUUCAAAAUUUACACUGGAAAGUCUCAGUUGAAUUUGAAGGUUACAGGAUGUGCAUCUGUCACUUACCUUGUCGACCAGUAAAACCAAACAUUAUUGGAGAACAGAUAUCCAGUAAAAUGGGCGCCCAUUAUCAUUGUAUCAUUUGUUCAGCAACAAUCACCAGAAGGACUGAUAUGCUAGGACAUGUUAGGCGCCAUGUGAACAAAGGAGAGACUAAAUCAAGGUAUAUUGCUGCUUCUGCUGCUAAACCACCUAAUGAAAUUUUGAAAGAGGCAGACACAGAUGUACAAGUUUGUCCCAACUAUUUUGUCCCUCAGAAAACAGAUUCCUAUUUUAAUCCCAAAAUGAAACUCAAUCGGCAGCUAAUAUUCUGUACAUUGGCUGCUUUGACUGAGGAACGAAAACCUUUGGAAUGUCUAGAUGCCUUUGGAGCCACUGGGAUAAUGGGAUUACAAUGGGCAAAACAUCUCGGAAAUGCAGUCAAGGUUACAAUUAAUGACUUGAAUGAAAAUUCUGUGACAUUGAUUCAGGAAAACUGCCAUUUAAACAAAUUGAAAGUGGUGGUGGACAGUAAGGAAAAGGAAGAGAGUGAUGAUAUCCUUGAAGAAGGAGAGGAAAACCUUGGUAAUAUUAAGGUGACCAAAAUGGAUGCCAAUGUGCUGAUGCAUUUGAGAUCUUUUGAUUUCAUACACUUAGACCCCUUUGGAACGUCAGUGAAUUAUCUAGAUUCUGCAUUCAGAAAUAUAAGAAACCUUGGCAUAGUAUCAGUGACUUCUACAGAUAUCAGUUCAUUAUAUGCCAAGACACAACAUGUUGCCCGGCGUCACUAUGGAUGUAACAUUGUCCGAACUGAAUAUUACAAGGAACUAGCAGCCAGGAUUGUUGUCGCUGCAGUGGCAAGAGCUGCAGCUCGAUGUAACAAAGGCAUAGAGGUCCUGUUUGCAGUGGCUCUGGAACAUUUUGUCCUGGUUGUUGUGCGAGUUUUGAGGGGACCUACUUCUGCAGAUGAAACAGCCAAGAAGAUUCAGUAUCUGAUCCAUUGUCAGUGGUGUGAAGAGAGAAUUUUUCAGAAGGACGGUAACAUGGUAGAAGAAAACCCAUAUAGACAGCUGCCUUGUAACUGUCAUGGAAGCAUGCCUGGAAAGACAGCAAUAGAACUUGGACCUCUAUGGUCAAGUUCUCUGUUCAAUACGGGAUUUCUCAAAAGAAUGCUAUUUGAAUCUCUUCACCAUGGUUUAGAUGAUAUUCAGACCCUAAUAAAGACAUUAAUUUUUGAGUCAGAGUGUACUCCUCAAAGUCAGUUUUCAGUUCACGCACCUUCGAAUCUCAACAAGCAAGAAGAAUAUGGUGCAUCUACUAAAACUACAGAUGACACAGCAGAUAAUUACGUUGCACAAGGAAAGAGAAAAGUUAAUGAAACAAUCACAAAUUUAGCAAAGAAGCAAAAGACUGAUGUGAGCACUGAACACCCUCCCUUUUAUUACAACAUCCACAGACACAGCAUUAAAGGGAUGAAUAUGCCAAAGUUAAAAAAGUUUCUGUGCUAUCUUUCUCAAGCAGGCUUUCGAGUAAGCCGAACUCAUUUUGACCCAAUGGGUGUCCGUACAGAUGCACCUCUGAUGCAGUUUAAAUCUAUCCUUUUAAAGUACAGCACCCCCACCUACACUGGAGGACACUCAGAGGGCCACGUCCAGUCAGCAUCCGAAGACACAGUAGCUGACAGGGUUGAAAUGUCAGUGAAUGACAAAGCAGAAGCAAGUGGUUGCAGAAGAUGUAUUCAUGAAAGUUAAAUCCAAAAUGAACACUGCACAUGUGGCUUUAGAAGAACAUGGUAACAUCAGCAUAAAAUCUACCAAGUGAUCUUCCCAGUACCAUAGAGAAAAAGGUGAUAAAAUUUCAAGCAGCAGAAGGGGGCAGUAAAACGCAACAGACCACUCUGGAAGAUUUUUACUAUGUUUUCUUAUUUUCCUUUCAAACAGACAAUUUCCCAACACACAUUU